This is a messenger RNA of Actinia tenebrosa (Australian red waratah sea anemone), 870 nucleotides long. RefSeq names its product progesterone-induced-blocking factor 1-like. Gene Ontology annotation, biological process: cilium assembly. The record is from RefSeq and is a predicted model, not a curated record. NCBI's taxonomy places the organism in Eukaryota, Metazoa, Cnidaria, Anthozoa, Actiniaria, Actiniidae. Gene Ontology annotation, cellular component: microtubule organizing center.
UUGACAAUGAAGUUGAAGCAGAAAGAGUUCUUUUCGCUUAUGGAUACGGUGCAAAUGUACCAAGCACAACCAAAAGAAGAAUGCAACAGAGCGUACAUCUUGCAAGACGAGUGCUGCAACUCGAGCGAGCAAAUACUUCUCUUAGAAAUGAACUGGACAGAGAGUCCCAAAAGAAAGAUCAGCUCGCUGAAGAGCUCCAUAGUGCAACGUCAUUACUGAAUGAAGCACAGCAACCUUAUAACUAUUUAAUAGAAAGCAUCAAGACUCGCGAUGACCAAAAUCAAUCCCUUGAAAAGCAGCUUUCACUUCUCCAAGAUGAUUACAGAAAAUUGAAGCAACAGAAUGAAGAACUGAAUAGAACGAAAAAUGGCAUGGCAGCGGAUUUAGAACGUUUACUCAACCAGAGAGAAGAGAUGUCAGUCAUAAAGCAAGUCGUUCUUGGUUUAAAUCCUUCCCAAACAACACGUACUUCUACUUCUGUUCAUGGCCCGUUCAGUAGAGAUAGAACUUCAGCUCAGUCUUCAGAUAUUCAUGUCACUGCUCCAAAACCUACUAUUUUUACAAAACAAGAGCCUCCAUCAUGGUAUAGGAAGCUGAAACAACAGAACACCAACAGUAAAGCAAGGUGAAAGACAUCGAUGCGGCUAUAUUGGAAAUUGUAUCAUAGGAUGAAAAUUGAUGAUUUGUCUAUACUAUUUUCUAGAACUUUGAAAAUAAACAAACUAAUAUAUUCUAUCGAACGAUUUUUUUAUAGCAAAAAAAUACUUGCUUAUAAAAGUAGGAUUUACGUAACUUAAACAAAUAGUGAUUUUCAUUGCAUAGUAGAAUUUUUUCGUCCCUUUUCUUUUUUUAAGAAAGGAAGAAAAUCUA